AUUGCAUUUGUGCGGUGGUCAAAAGAUAUUUGCUGGCGCCUAAUUUUGUAAUGUAUUAAAUUACUUUACUGAGUAAAUACAGAUUUUAUAUCAUAAAUAGCUUUCCUGAUGAGUGUUCUUUCUAUUUAUUUAAAACUUAUUAGGAGUUGAGAAAGUUGUGUGUAAUUUCUUUGGAGAAAUAGUUUCGACUUCCACCAUUGAAAUAACCAAGUGGUGAACCAAAAAGCUUCACCAACAUCGUACCACUGAUGGGAGUGUAGGACAUGGAAUGUAAAUUUAGUACAUUAUGAAUGGCACUAUGGAUGAGCCUGUGGAUCCAUCAUUUUCAGAAUCACCUGAGAAAGAGCUUAAUCUUAUAAAUACGACCGGUGAAAACAUUGAAGACGGCUUGAAUCAUUGCAUGAACAGCAACAAUACAGAGAAUAGCAACCACUUAGGUAGUGAGUCCAGUCCAAGUGCUUGUGUCCAGAAAAAUACAGUUACCAAUGAUAAUAGCGAUGACAGUGAAAAUAAUAUAAAAGAAUCGCAGAAGGCUAAUCCUGCGAAGCCGAAAGAUACAACAUUGUCAGAACACAAAUAUGGCAAUAAUAGCCCUGUAGAUAAUCACUGCAUUAAUAGUAAUGAAUCAUAUGCAGAGUCCACAGGUAGUGCAAAAGAAAAGUCUGAAUUAGAAGAUCAUAAUGACCAUGAAAAUGAAUCUAAGGACCAUGUUAAUGUUCCAAAUGCUCAUCCUGAGGAAACUGAUGAAGUGGAUUCUGAAGAGGACUCUUCAGAUGAAGGAUCAGAAAUAUCUACUUUACCAAGAGCUGAGGAUACUGUGAGUAUCAACUCUGAUUCUGAUGGAGAGGGUGGAGAUGAAACUUCACAAGAAAGCACUGCUAAAAAUAAAAGCACUGAUGUUAUCAUAAUAGAUAAUGACAAAUUAAUAGACAACCACAAUGGUAAUUCUGAAGACUGUCCCAGUCCAGAGAUCCAUGAAAUUGAAAGUGAUAAUGACGAUGAUGAUUGUGUUGUAGCUGAAGAAAUUAAACCCAGUCCAAAGGUAAAUAAAAAAAAUGAUAAAAAUAUGCAGUUGCGCCGUAGCAGUAGAUCAAUUAAACGUAGAAAGUAUAGUGAUGAUUUGGGGAAUGGUAAUGAAUCUGAUGAUAUUGAGGAAAUCGAGUUAGAAGAUCCGUUAACACGAAAAAAACCUAUAGUUAUUAAUGAUACUAAAGGUCUAGUUGAGAUGGCCAACAAACAGGCAAAAAUGAACCAUGGCAAUCGUCAAAAGAAGGAGCCGACUGUAGUCAUUAUAGAUACAAAUUCUAUUUUAGCUGGAAAAAGCUCAAAUCAACAGGGUAAAAAUUCUAACACGUCUAUGAGCUCCAGCAUGACUGCACAGAAUUUGUAUCAAAGCAUAGUUGCUCGAGGCACAACUGUUACUCCGGUGAGUGGCAAGACUACCACUAGUACUACUUCUACAGGGGGUAUACAGAUUGCACAGCCGUCUAUAUUACCUUCAUUAACAGAUGAUAUGUUUGUCGUUGAAGCACCCUCUUUUAUAGUACCUUAUGUUUACGAGAAACCGUCAUUAAAGCCAUUUAGAGAAUUUGUAGAUGUAUUAGGUAAAGAACUUGAAGAACAGAGAGCCAAAGAAGAAAAAGAACAUAUUGAGAAAGAAAAGCUAGAAAAAGAAAAAAGACAGAAGGAAAAGCAAGAGAAAAGAGAAAAAGGUGAAGAAGUUGAGGACUCUGAAGAAGAAAAACCUGUUGAAAAAACAGAAGAAACUGAAGAAGAAGAAGAAAAGAGAAAGAAAAAAGAAAAGAAGAGAGCUCGAAGAAACCGUACAAAUGAUGAUGAUGACGCAUCUUGGGAUGGAGAAAGUUCUUCAGACUCUGAUGAUGAUAUAAUAAGUGAUGAUGAUGUAAAUAGCACUGUUGUCAUUAAAGACAAAGCAGACUCUAUUGAAGAAAUUAAGGAUGUUACUGAUUUGACAGUAGAGAAAGUUUGCUCUGGUAAAUCAGAUAAUUAUUUUGAUUGCUCACUAGGAAAGUUUUUUGUCAACAUUGGGUUGAAUCUUGUACAAGAAUAUGUACAAAAUGAUUUGCUGAAACAACAGAAUCGCAAGCUUUAUAGAGAGAAAAAGUCUGGACAUAAUACAAAAGCAACACAAACAUCUAUUGCUUCACUUAUGAAGAAUGUAGAGUUUAGUAAAGAAAAUAAUGCCCCCUACACAUUUACACAAAAGAAAUGUGAACAUUGUAGUUUUAAAACAGAAUCUAUGCUUGUUAUGGCUCAUCAUUUAGAGACUCCUCAUAUGAAAAAUAAUGUGUACAAAUGUAAUUAUUGUACCUUUGAAAUUAAAAGCCCUCAUGAUAUUUUGUACCAUAUGGAAGCAGAACAUAAUGUAAGAGGUAAAUUAGAAAGAGCACCGGCAUACCACCAGUGUGCAAAUUGUCCAUUUGAAGAUAAUGGCAAGGGCAAGCUGGCCCGACACUUAAUCCCUUGUGCUAAGAAGUUUAAGCCAGAAGUGAACCUGGCACCACCAGUAGAAUGGGAGCCACCAGCAAAAAUACCAAAGAUUGCACGAUCGCGUAACAACAUGAUGAGUCCUUACCAAAACGCGUUCAACCGUUCCGUCGGCAACAACAUGGGCCGGCCGUCUCUGAACAUGGGUAACUUGAUGGCGGGCGUAACCUCCCAGUACAGGCCCCGCGGGCGCUCCCCCAUGGCCCCUGCCCCGCGAGGGACCCCAAUACAAGGAAUCCCCAUCCUCCGCGGUGGAGUCAUGAUAAGGAACUCUACAUCUCUACAAAAUAAUGGAAAAGCCAAAUCAACGCACCAACCAUCUAUCUCAAUAACCCCGCUUCCCCGCCACGCAGCGCCGGUACUCCCACAACCCACAUCGCAACAGUCGAAGAGUGCCUUCGUUAUCUGUGAAAUUUGCGAUGGCUACAUAAAAGACUUAGAACAACUGAGGAAUCAUAUGCAAUGGAUUCACAAAGUCAAAAUCCAUCCAAAAAUGAUAUACAAUAGACCACCCUUGAAUUGCCAGAAAUGUCAAUUUAGAUUUUUCACAGACCAGGGACUAGAGAGGCACUUGUUAGGUUCUCACGGUCUAGUUACCAGUUCAAUGCAAGAAGCUGCAAACAAAGGAAAAGAUGCAGGAAGGUGCCCUGUUUGUGGCAGGGUAUACCAGUGGAAAUUACUAAAUCAUGUUUCAAGGGAUCAUAAUUUGACUUUGAAACCGGCACAUCUAUCUUACAAAUGUACGGUCUGCACGGCAACGUUCGGCAUGUACAAACAGUUCGAAAACCACGUGUAUUCUGCGCAUAGCGUUGUUGCCAAGCGAGUUAUGGACAAGAGUAAGCCAAGCCCGCCGGCGAAGACUGGUGAUACCCUUCUCAAGCCUUUGAAAAUUAAUGAUGAGAUUACAAUCAUCCCUCAACCGGCUAAAGCCGCUACCCCUGCAUCGACUAAAGAAAAAUAAGGUGUACUGUGUGGAGGUGGGAGAGGAUCGGGGCUGCUUUGAGGCCUCUUUCCGCACCGCAAUCACUAACUUUGAUCGUUUACCAUUCUAUAAUUAGUGUACAUUCCGAUCAUAUAAUAAUGAUAGCCACUGUCACGAAAUCGAAUUAGCAAUGUUUAAUAUAUACGAGGUUUCUAUAGUUCCAAGUGCCGACGAAGAUAUGGAGGUUCCAAAGGAACUAUACACUGCCCGGGCUUUAGAAGCCAGUGAUAUUAAAAACAAGAUAACUUGUCGUAGUCCUAUACUUAUUCAUAGUUGUACCAAAAAUGUUGUCGCAAGAUACUAGUUAUAUGGGCAUUGGGAUCAUUGUAAUUAAUAUUUUAACUGUAAAUUAUUAUAUCUAUGUAAAUGUAAUAUUGGAAUGUAUACUAAUUGUAAGUAACAUUUUACAUUACACGAUUUUGUAGGAACCUCUGCAGAUUACUAGUGCAUAGUGUCUGCGUUUUGUGAUCUAUUGUUUGUGGAAAUGAUUUCAUGUUCCAAGUUUAUGGAGUGUUACAAAUUACAAACAUUUGGUGUAGAUUAAAUAUGCAAGGUGUAACUUAAUAUUGGAUAUGGAGUCCGUCUAGUACUAAGUUCAGAUUUACUGAUAAAAGUAAAUGAACAUUAAGCGACUGUAAGUAAAGCUGUGUAUAUGGUACUAUAUAAAUAGUUUCAGACUGCAUUAAGAAGAUUUAGGUGUAAUUCCCAAUACUUGUUGGUUCACGUGACGGGCGUCAGUGUUGACCACUGGUGUAUAUGAAUAGUGUUGCAACCAAACCACAGAAUAUGUGUAUUGGAUUAUUGCAUUUGAUAUGUUUUCACACCUAUUUCCCGUCAUGUGAGCUUAAGCAGUUACCUUUUCAGCACGUAGCAAAAAAAUGUUUACAAAAGUAACAUAAAUUAACUAGUCUUUUUUUUAUAAAAUCGUCCCGAUUAAAUUCAAAUAGUUAUAGUAACUGAAAUACAAGGACGCAACGAGCAUGCUGAUUUCCUGGCGUAAAGGGCUCCUGUUUCCGAUGAUUUGGCACAGCCUGCUUUUAUAUUUUGUACCUAUAAUAUUAUAUUUAUCAUCAUAUGAUGUAGGCGAUUAAAUCUCGUUGAUUAUGAGUCGUUUACAGGUAGGUUUUUACGCGGUAUUAAAAUUAUAUUUUCUCUGUUCUUUUUGAUAGCUUUUCCACUCAGUAAAUUUUAAUAAGUAUAACAGGAUUGGCUUGAAUUAUGACAUUAUUGAAACGAAUAAAAGUGGUAAUUGAAAGUUAAGCGUAUUGAAAAACAUACAAAGCUAAACAUACCCAUAUAUUAUUUAUACAUUAAACUUCUUACGCAUAAUUCGUAGAGCCAAUUUUAAAUCACAUGUAUACGCGAAUUUUGCGAACUGCCUUUAUCCAAAAUAUACGCGACUACCCGUAGAAACUGUUCACUUUGUAAGCCGAUAUUAAAUCUAUAAGGUUCCGUACAAUACUAACUAGUAUUAAUUUAUCAUUACCUAAACUUUAAGGAAGUUUUAUACGGUAAUCCGUUAUUUGACAUAUUACUUUAGGAUACGAACAUGUAUCUUAGUCUAAUAAGCUACGGAAAAUUAUAUAUUGAUUGAAGACUAUUGAUUUAAAAUGUUCGACAUUUAAUACAAGUUUUAUACAUCCGAACUUUGUUGCUGAUUUCAUCUGACUCCAUAGCAGGCAUAAAAUUUAAUAUACGAAUCAUUUCACAAUUACACGAUAUCCAAGGGAGGAUUCCCUAUAUAAAAAUGUGUAGUUGCUACGAAAUAUACCAUUUGCAUAUACCAUUUCGGUAAAAUGAGAUUUCUAAACUAUACACGGUUAGUGAGCUUGCGAUUUUCAUUGAUACUACGAGCUAAACAGUACGGUUAUUACGAAGUCUACGCGAGUAAUGAAAAUGCUAUAAAAUCGUGAUGAAAAUGCUAUUUCCGAUAUAUACAGAGUAUUGUGGCAAAAGACCCUUGGCUAUAAAGUCGACAACGCGUUUGUGCAAUAUCCCUAGUGUUGCAGGCGUCCAUAAACUGCGGUGACCACUUGCCAUCAGGUUAACCGCAUUCUUCUUCUUCAACCGCAUACCUGUUCGUUAAUAUAAAAAACACAAUUAUCUAUGGCACACUGGCACCGUAUACAACGUAAAUACGCGAUGCGAAAUUAAGGCUAUAUAGUUACGAAUAGGAUUUAGUGAUUUUUCGGGAUACCCGAAACUGUGUAGACACCUACCUAUGUGGCACCUCAUUUAGUUCAAAAAUCUUGUUCAUAUCAAUGUAUAAAAAUAUAACGUACUGCAAUUUUUUUUAGUUGAUUUAAUGAGCAUACUGAUUUAAACAAACACCGUAAUCUGUUGACAAAUCUGUGUCCAAUUUUUAUUGUAAUAAACGACUUGCGCUAUAGUAAACUCAACAAAUUCGAUAUUUGUAUGUUCCUUGAUUUUUUAUUAUUUCUCUGAUUAAUAAUUUAUUAUUUAAUCAGAGAAUGGUCUCUAAAAAUUGGUAAAUAAUAAUUAGACUAGCUGCAAAUAAUAUGGGUCUCUUUUAACACGUAAUAUAAUGUUUAUGUGGUUACUGCGAUUCCUAAUUAGAAAUUAGGUCCCGCGAAUAUACAAUCUUGUCUUAGCCCGCUCAAGAUCAUAGUACAAAAAUUAGUACGAAUGUUCAGGUCCUUGGAUUGUAGAUGUGUAAUUAUGAGGUUUUUUCACAUCUGAUUUGCUUUUUAUUUAUUUAAAUUGACCGAGCAAUUUUAGUACCAUAUAUGGUAUUAACAAUUAUGUUAAUAGUUUAGACGACUAGCAUCUGAGGCUUUUCCGGUAAUUUGAUUCAAAAUAGAUUUUCAAUCUUGCCAGUACUAAAUUUUUAUUAAGUUAAUGAAUAUUAAGGCCUUUAUUUCAAUGUUGACUUUGUAUAUACAAUCUAUCCUCUUAUUAAAACUAUUUUCAAAUUAGGCCUGGAAUUGCUUAUUCUUUGUUUUAUCUCUUUCAAUGUCCAAUACUGAAAGGAGUUAGAGACACAAUGACACAAAUUCCAGGCCUACUCAGACAAUAUAUUUUAUUAGUAAGAUGAUACAUUUAUAAAACAAAUUAUAUUGUUGCAUAAAAUCUAAUAAACGUCGUCCUUACAGGACUGGCGAAGUUUAUAAGAUUUUCUGUUGUCCGUCUAUAACUAAUGCAAAAAGAAUUUUAUGAAGAUUUUAUGGCUAAACUUGUAUUUCCAACUGUUUUAUUUUCAUUGAAUAUUUUGACUAUAAUUCAUUGUUUAUUUAUUUUCAUUAAUAUUUUCACUGUUAUUCAAUAUUGAUUGGAACGAUAUAAUUUGUUGUUUAUUAAUAUUAUUUUAAAAUAAGUUAUUUAAUAACCGCAUCUUUUUGAGGUUAAUUUAAUUCUUUAAAUUGGGUUACGUCUGUAGAUGUAGUCGGACGAUGGGAAUUUAUUUUAUUUAGACUGACGAAAUAAGGUACACUAAAAGUUAAAAAUUGAAACAGUAUACAGAAUAUGUAAAUUGUACUUAGUUUAUAUAGUUAUUUGCACCGUAUUGGUUUUUGUAUUUGGGAAAUGUUUUUUUUUAAGUAAUGGAUGUCGUACGCGACAGUAAGAGAUAUGAAGUCCUAACAGCUGCAACUGCAACAAGAGCAUUCCCAAGGGUUACUGUGACGCACAGACUUGUCUACGUAACGCAGUUUCAAGCCAAAAUCUUAUAAAACUUUACUCGACAAGAUUUUGGCUUCUCGCGUGCUUUUUUGUUUAAUGUUGCAAAAUAAAAUAAAAAAUUUCAACUAUCGUUUACACA
Plodia interpunctella (Indianmeal moth) is the source of this 7268-nucleotide messenger RNA. RefSeq names its product histone-lysine N-methyltransferase, H3 lysine-79 specific-like. NCBI's taxonomy places the organism in Eukaryota, Metazoa, Arthropoda, Insecta, Lepidoptera, Pyralidae. Gene Ontology annotation, biological process: positive regulation of transcription by RNA polymerase II. The record is from RefSeq and is a predicted model, not a curated record. The coding region runs from base 287 to 3469 and encodes 1060 amino acids. The transcript is spliced from 9 exons. Gene Ontology annotation, cellular component: nucleus.